AUGAGGUUGUCUUGUUCUCAUCCACGUUCUUUUCUUCCAAAUCAACAAAGGUGGUUUCUGUGUGUUGGAGGUUCAAUCGCAAUGUCCACCUUUACAGCAUUGAACUUGAGCGAGGAUGAGGUGGAUGCCGAAGACCACACCAGAGAGCUCCAGAUAGAGGAGUCGUUCAAGAUCUUCCAGCGGGCUCUUCAAUUCCAGAAGAACUUGGAGCUGGACAAGGCAGAGGACGAAUAUACCAGUUUGUUUGCAUUAGAGGUGGUUUCGGGGGCAAGAACGGACUAUCUAUCUCCCACGAUCCAGUACCUGAAGUAUUUAUGUUAUCGCAAUCGUGGACUAUUUCGAUUUUCCAAGUUUGUUGCUAGUGUUCAAUCGAGUUCCGCUACCUUGUCUUUAGAUCCCGUGGAAUUGCGGACCCAACUGUUGACUAUCACCGAUGAUCUAGUCACUGCCCUCGAGUACGGAGAGGGUGACACCAUUCUUAUCGAUCUUCUGUAUGGAUUGUACAAGUUCUUUGACGACAAGAAGCUAGAGAGGUUUGCUGUUGAGUACGAGCUUAUGAAGUUUGACCAAAUGAACGGCUCUGACGACGAAAUCGCCAUAAUAAGGGCGAGCAACAAGGCCUUCAUGCUACCCCACACGUUGGAAGUGCUGAACAACUACAAAUCGGUGUUGGACAGCAUUGGAGAUUACGAUUUCGUGAUGGAUAAUCAGCAGAGUUUCAUGGCAAGAAAUAAAAUUUGUGCUUUUGUCCAGAACAAGCCUCUCUCGAAUAGCAAUCUGGCCUUCCUCCAGAGCUUGAAGGACAAAUUAAAGGAUUUUCGCCCAGAAACCUCUUCAACAGGAGUGGUGGAUGUGGAGAUAGCACUGGGUGACCAAGCGGUUCCAUCAUGGAAUAACGUUUUGGAAGAGAUCCAGAACAUUCUGCCUAAACCUAGGGGUAGGGCAAAGUGUUUCGAUAACUAUCUGCUCACCGCCGAUCCGGUCGAGAAAAUACGAUUCAAGAUUUUGGAUAUUGCGACUGAGAACGAACAUGAUUCUCAUGCCGAAGAAAUGGAAGUUGAUAAAGUUCCUGAAACUACUGCCCCAGAGGUUUCAGAGCCUACAAAAGCUGUAGAGGCCAUCCCCGAUCAAGAUGUGGAAAUGGAGGCGGCCGAAGAGCCAUCCACCAGAGCGAGCAAACGAAGAACAAGAGGAGACGAAGACCCUGUGGAAAGUGGCGAUGUCAAGCAGAACCAGAUUUUUGAUACUUUGAACGCUUUCCUGGCGCUCUUACAGCCAGAAUUGAGGAUAAUCUCUCCUCUUGACGUUCUUUCAAGCCGACAUGCAUCCCCAGAAGACAAACACAUUGAAGAUUUUGCUAACAUGCUAAGUGAAUGGACUGGCUCCUACUCUAAUUUCUUUCUGAUGGAUAUUGAUACCCAGGAGGGUGAGGAGUUUUCAGUUGCAGAGACUCUUACCUCCAACAACAAAAACAGCAUUGGAAUGCUUUCUCUUUCAAUCGACGACAUGCCCGAGAGCCAGGCAACCUUGAAAGUGUUCAUAGACAAAGUGAACAGCUCAAAUGUCCACAUAGCACAACUACGCGUUCAGCUCCUGGAACUACUGUUUGUGCCUUUUACUCCUUCCGGCCCCAGUCCUAUCGUAGUCGGAAAACUUGACCCUGAAGCCUUCAGCAGCUUGAAAAUGUUCCUGGAUUCCUCGGACAUAAUAAUAUAUGAGUCUAUUCAGGAGAAACUCACGGAUAGCUCACGUUCCGACGAUGAAGUCAGAAAGGGACUUUUCGUUUGCACAUCGAUCAUCGAGAUCUUGGUCGACUCGUUUAUUUCACUUUCGGAGGAGCUGAAGAGUCUCAAAACCAACGAAAAACUGAAAACAAGCGAUCUUAGUGCUGCAAGGAGUUCUUUGUCGGCAAGGAUUUUGCGAUGGUCAAAACUGUUGGAAGACCUGAAAAGUUCGGGCCGCGAAAAUCUUCUCACUGAAAACCAGGAUAUCUAUUUCAGACAGAUGUGGAGUCACAUAUGCUUCAUGCAGUUUGAUCAGCCAUCGGAGACAUCAAAUGUCGUGGUUUUACUUCACCGUCUCAAAGAAGAGAUCCAGAAGUUGGACGAAUCCCUUGAGAUUCCAUACACCAACCACGAGCGUAUUCCCAAACUGAAUCUGAAAAGCACGACGAUGCAGUUAUCUAAGAUCAGUGUGACGGGAACGUUCGCCAAUAUCACAGACACUGCGGCUGACGUAGACUCGCAAAAGGAUGAUAAGAUGCGCGUUCUGAAGAGUCUGUUGAUCCCAUCAGAAUCCGAAGAAGAACCUUCGCCAGAGUUAUCGGAGAUGAGGGUAUUUCUAAAUGAUUCUUCUCUGGAGCUCAAAUUAAAAUUGUGGCUUUUGCUUUUGAGAUUCUAUUCUUCUACAGAUAGUUUUGGUGAACUCAAACUGGCCUUCGAAGCUGUUGUCAGCUAUUCAAUCAAGACAAUCAAAUCAAAGUACUACACCGAGAACAUCAAGCUCAAAAGACACCAAAUGCUAAUGACAGUGAUGUCUUACUUCGGCCUUUUCUCAAAAAUAUACACCGAUGCCAUCUCAAAGCAGCAUUGGAAAGAAUUUUCCAUAGUCGACCUCAGAUUUUUCUCUGAUUUAUUGGAACUGGUCCGUUUGGUUCACGUUUUCGCACUUAGCGAGGACUCAGCAAAUAUGGGCUCCCAUGCUUCCAUGAAGAAAAAGUCUAAAUCAUCAUUCGUGAAGUUGGCAGACAAUUUUUCGCGUUCAUAUAGCAUAUUUGGUAUCUACUUCUUAUCUCUUCUGCCUGAGGGAAAGCACGAGCCAGAAGUCAUGAAUGACUUUCUCAGUAUCAUUCAUGAGCUGUUAGGUUCUAGAGGCAUGUGUGAUUCCGGAGAAGGUGCCUUUCUCGAUCUUGCGGAGCAUGUUUUGCUUGCGCUUAACUGGCCACAAUCAGACAGAGAUGUUUUCCAAAUCAUCAAUUGCCGCUACCAUAUCAAUGUCGCUGUGGACUUAUUCGUUCCAGCAGACCACCAUACUGAGAAAAUUGAACUAUCUUCGCACAGCGCUCUGGCUUUAAGUCAAUUUGUCCUGCCGUGCUGCUUCAAGAAGAGAAAUCCAAUGUUCAAUAUCCCCAAGAAUGACAUGAAAGCACUGCUAGAUGCAUUGUUCUCCGUGAUUGGGGAUCCUGAUAUGAAUAACGAGAUAACAGCGAGAAAUCUAUCUUCGUUUGAUUAUUAUUUGAACCUAUCUGAAUUUAACAUGAGAUUAGUGCGACUAGCCUUUAAUGGAUUGUUGGAAUUAGAUCUGGCCAAACCCAGAGCAGAGUACCAACCCGCUGCAGAGGCUGGGUUGUAUUAUGUCCAAGGUGUCUUGGCACUCAAUCUGUUCAAAAUUCGAAAACGUGCGAUGCAGGGUCGUUCCACAGAGCUUGAGGCAAUCGUGAAAAUGUUCAGCGCAGAGAUUCUGUGUGGAACAAAACGAGUUGAAACAUGGUUACUUCUUGCUCAAACGUACGCUUUCCUGGUAGAAGAUGAUGUUAUCUGGACGUCCGAUAAGUUGAGCAAUCCAGAGAAGAAAAAUGUUACGGCGAUCUUCCAAAAGAAGUCUCUCUUGUGUUAUCUUAUGGCAAUAAAUCUUUACGUUAGGUCCUCCAAGGAACAGCAGAAGAUUCUCAAGCCAGUAUCUGCCUUAUUGUGGUCGUCAUUCUCGAAAGAACUAUAUAAUGCGACAUUCCAACCGAUGAUGGGACUGGCAUUCUCUGUUCGUUCUGUGCCUAUUUUCGUCAGAAAAGAGAGUGGAAAGACAUUUGAAAAUGCUGCUCCAACUGGGUUUACCACCAAAAACGCCCUCAGCAUCAUGGAGGCAUCUUUGAGUGUUGCAAUCCAGAAAAACCCCAAAGACUGGAGUGCCUACUACUACCUAUCUAAAGUCCAGUAUAAACUGGGAAGAGAUGCAUCUACCCACUUGGAAUCAUUACUUCAGGCCUGCAGACUUGCCAAAACUUCGGGCAGCUCUGCAGAUCCGAUAAUAGAACCUCAAGCAAGAUUGCCCUGGCUAAUUUUCAAAAUGGUCAUGAAACAGCAGAUACAGAUUAGCGGUGCGAUCGAGUUUCUUGAGAGGGUCUUCCCACUUCCAGUUGCAGGUACGGAGAUUGUGAAUUUCUCCCAGUUCUCACAUCUGAUCUUGGAUUUACUGAAGCUGGUGAAACAAGCCGACAAGAAGAAUUGGCAGCACAAGCCUUACGUUGGCAUGGCCAAAAUCUAUUUUUCGGUCUUACAUGACACCGAAUCCGCAAAGGCGGAGAUGUCUUCAAUAAUGAAUCUCAAGCCAAAUGUCAGGACGCUAGUGACCAUUUGGAAACCCGAAAAUGAAAGACCGGGAAAGCAUUUCGUAUAUGUUUACGACUACAUUGUCUAUUAUGCAGAGAUUCUUUUUGAUGAUAAAGAUCUGGAAUCUCUCUUUAUCUUUGCCAAAAAGCUACGCCGGCUCGGGUCGAGCAUGGUCUCUCAGGCAAAGGCCUGGGACCAAGUGGUAUUGAAGGUAUGCACCCUAGUCAAAUGGCUGAUUGAUGUUCCCCCCAAAUACACGGAAAUACAGACCAGUGAUUUGUCCUUUCAAGACUUCAUGGAAACUUCAUUAUACCUGCUGAACUCCCUGAAGACCGGUGAUAUUCCAAGUAAUUGUGAGCUGUUGUAUUAUCUAUUCAGCGAAAUGCACGAGUUUAGAAAAAUGACCAAUGGAUUCGCACCCACUGGUCUUGUGGAUGAUACUUACUAUGCUGUCUACUUCUCUAUUUUCAACAUCUACAAAAAAGAGCUUGCGGUCCAAAGUGCAUCGGGUACGGAGACACCGUCGAUCCUGAACUCACCGCAAGCAGGGGUGAAAAAGGCUAGAGUUGCACGGAGAGAUGUUGUUCCAAUUGGAAACGAUGUAAUGACACUAAUUUCGAAACGGCUGGAGAAAAUAAGGACCAGAAUGCAGAAUGGAGGACUAACAGAGGUCAUCAAAACGCGCGCUCAAGUGAACGAGAUUUUGGUAACGAGCCCUACACAGGAACUAACCCCUCUGAAGGAAGACCUCACGAAGGAGUCGACAGACGUUUUGAUGAGACACGCAGGAAUGGAGAUUGCCAAGUCCAAACUGGCAGCUCAAGCUUCCAAGAUGGAAGGUGCCGUUACUGUGAGUGAAGGUGAGAGGGCUGUGCAGUCUGGUGACAUAGAUCUGGUUGAAUCAGGAAAGUCAGAACACUCAUCUGUUGAAAAAGAUGCUUCAAAUGUUCCACCAAUAUCGAAUGCGAAUGAAGAUUCUCUAGGGCCUAGUCUACCAGACUCACAAGGCCCUACUAUUCCAGGAACUGCAGACGAAACGAGUGCGUCGAGGGAGGAAACAGCAGUUGUACAAGAAUCGAUUGAAGCAAAGCCGGAGGGGCUACAGAUCCACGACAGCAUUGAUAGCAAGAUCAAUAAGGAGGUUUAUACAGAGGUGGAUGAUGCUCCGUCAUCUCAGGCUGUCAGUGUUGCGCCUAGUGAGUUCAUUCCCGGGGUAGAGGAACCGGUAAAACAUGUUCCAUUAACGGAAACAGCGGUGAAAGAGAUUCCAGCUGAACCAACUGUUGCUGAAGCAACGCCAAUUGAUGCCCCCGCUCUGGAACGCACUCCAUCGCCAAAACACUCCGAAGACGACACUGCAGAGUUCUAUACCCCUAUGGAGUCCUUCGCCAGUUACAUCCGAUCAGGUAACAGAGUAUUGCCAAUUGCGCAAAGUUUGAAGAACGUUUCAGAGCCUGACACACCAUCUAAGCCAGCCCCAGAGAACCCAGAACCAGUCAAGAGCGAGGCAGAAUUGAAUGUUAGUGAUACCAUCGAGCCGAGCCCGGAUGAUGUUACUUUGCCUAAGGCAGAACCCAAAACCAAGAAGAGGAAAGUUGAACCACGCGAAAAGGACACUCCUCCCAAACCAACAAGGACCACAAGAUCUACGAGAUCUACGAGAUCCAGCAAGGCAAUCGAGUUCGUAGAACUUGAAUGA
Molecule: messenger RNA, 6024 nt
Organism: Kuraishia capsulata CBS 1993
Lineage: Eukaryota; Fungi; Ascomycota; Pichiomycetes; Pichiales; Pichiaceae
Exons: 2
Coding region: 1-6024 (2007 amino acids)
Biological process (GO): chromatin organization
Cellular component (GO): HIR complex; nucleus
Molecular function (GO): nucleosome binding
Source: RefSeq, a predicted model, not a curated record